This is a messenger RNA of Homarus americanus (American lobster), 2007 nucleotides long. RefSeq names its product zinc finger protein 28-like. The coding region runs from base 478 to 1356 and encodes 292 amino acids. NCBI's taxonomy places the organism in Eukaryota, Metazoa, Arthropoda, Malacostraca, Decapoda, Nephropidae. The record is from RefSeq and is a predicted model, not a curated record. The transcript is spliced from 2 exons.
AAAAUCCUAAAUGCAGAUUUGUACAACGUAACCUAUGAGCCAAAAAAUAAAAAUCUGUCUUGUAAUUCUGUACAAAUCCAUUAUACCAAGAAUGAGGAAAAUCUUACUUUGAAAAUAAUUUGUAAAGUCAGUAAAGAGAGCGAGGAAGAUCUCAACCAACCCCAGAGUAGCCCCAGACCCCUAGAGGGAGACGAAGGUCACCAACAAGCGGCGUCGUCUAGCCCCAAGUCGCAGAGUAUCGGUCAUCGCGGGCAGAAUAUCGGUUGCAAGUCGAGGACAGUCGGUCAAGGGUCAGGGUCGAGGAGCAGUUUUUCGUGCGACGAAUGCGGGAAGGAAUUCACCCAACGUCAGGCAGUUCGUUACCACAAGAUCUGGAAACACAGCGGAGAGAGGCGCGGGCCGUGUCCUCACUGCCAGUACAAGGCGCCCGAUGCCACUAAACUUAAGCUCCACAUUAACAAAGUUCACCGUGGGUUUAUGCCUUACAAGUGCAAGUUCUGCUCCAAACAGUUCAAGUGCCACUCCAACCACAAGGAACACGAGGCGAGACACCGGGGCGACGGGGACUUCGAGUGCGGCCUGUGCGGGAUGAAGUUCGCCAUCGGGUCGUCCCUGGAGCGCCACGCGCGUAACCACGGCGCGGACCGGCCGUUCUCCUGCGAUCGCUGCGGCAAAACCUUCAAGGCCAAGACUCAUUUGGAGAGGCACGUUAAAUGUCUGCACCUACAGGAGAAGAAGGUGUCGUGUGAGGUGUGCGGUGCUGCUCACUUCAACAACUGGAACCUGAAGGUGCACAUGAAGAUGCAUCAGGUAUCAGCUCAAGACAAUGGCCGCAUCUGUAACAUAUGCAACUGUCUCUUUAGGAAUAAGUCCGGCCUUAUGGUACACAUGCGUAAACAACACAACGCCACAGCCCUCCGUUCACCGCACAAACCCGACGCACAGACCGACGCGGCUCACACGGACACGGCUCACACCGGCACCAGACAAGACAUGGCUCACACAGACACCAGACAAGACACAGACACCAGACAAGACCAACUGACCACAGACACCAGACAAGACCAACUGACCACAGACACCAGACAAGACCAACUGACCACAGACGGUACUUUAGAGUUAAUGAACGAGGAUCCAUCUCUCACAGGAGACGACAUAACACAACACACAACUAUAGUCAUACAAGAUGGAUCUUUACCACAGUUCAGUGAUGGGUGUCAGCCAGAGCUCAUCUAUGACAACUUCUGUCAGUACACCUCCAUGCAUACCUUCGAGUUGUAUCCUUGUGGCGAGUGUCUGGUGGUGUUCCAGUCUGAGGAAGAUCUAUUGAUUCACCACCACACACACACACUAUGAGGGGUGAUUGUUGGUGGUCUAGACACACACACACAUACACACACACACACACACUAUGAGGGGUGACUGUUGGUGGUCUAGACACACAUACACAUCAACACCUCCCAUCAUCUGUCAGUCAAUAAGAUAUAUGAAUUGUUAUUAUAAUAUUGAUAUACUCAGAUUUUUAUAUAUAGUAACAAAUACAAUAUAUCCUCCAUAUAAUGAACUAAUUAAAGCCGACCAAUUCUGCUAAAUUGGAGUCUCCGUUAUUUUCGCUCGAUUCAGUAAACUAAUUUGCUAAAUCGACCUCGAUUUUGUUAAAUCCCGUGCCAAAGGUGCCGCUCAGUGUGUGAGGUUUGCUUACAUCCGCUCGGUGUGUGUCCUGCCGCCACCACUGGUGUUGUUCACUGCUACCUCCCAGUAACCUCUCAAUCUAUCACUUGGAAAAAAAAGUUUGGAAAUAAUUGAACAAACUAUAACCAAACACCGGACCCCAUAGUUUAAGGUAAGCCGUUAAUAAUGUUUCCAUGUACGCAUCACGUUUCUAAGGUGUGCGUAUGUGUGAGCGUACUGUAUGUGGCCUGUUGUCAAUUCUCUUUGUAUGGGCACACAAACGUACGUACAUGUGGAUAUCUCACACUCAGGAAUGAGGUAGGAUAGAAAUUCACA